Messenger RNA from Porites evermanni, 3799 nucleotides. The record is from the annotation of a GenBank genome assembly. NCBI's taxonomy places the organism in Eukaryota, Metazoa, Cnidaria, Anthozoa, Scleractinia, Poritidae.
AUGUCAAGCGAACCUGAUUAUGAAGUUCCCCCUGUACGCAGAAACCUUGCUGUCCGUGGCUUUCCAGUACCCAGCAGUUUUAAUAUUCCAGAUGCCGUCGAAAGGUAAUCACUAAAAUCUUCUGUUUGAUUUUUUUAAUUAAUAAAAAUCUGUUUGCUUUACCUUAAGCCACUUUUAUUACUUAGCAACUGGACAACACAUCGCAUUAAGCAUGCUAAAACAAUGAAAACCAUGAAGAAAAAAAAAAUAGAUAAAGUAAAAGCUACUAAGAGAUAAAUCAGACUAGUCAAAGUCUGGAUAUCACUGGUUCUGUAGCUAGAUCCACUAGUUAGUAAGGCAGAAACGCUAUACCCAAACUUCUCUUGAGUGCCCCGCCCCGAACCGGCGACUCACUGCCUUUGGGGGUAACAUUGUCCUGCUCCUUGCCCUUCUAAUAAUAAUAAUAAUAAUAAUAAUAAUAAUAAUUAUAAUAAUAAAUUCAUACUACAAAAACCGCAUUGAGCUUCCGGCGCGUCAGACAUUCCCUAGCUUUUGUGCGCUACUCCUUUUAAAGGAUAUGAUAGUUGCUUCGACUUUUCCGAAGUCCAAGAAAGUAAGGCCCUGUUUAAACGUCGAUGCCCUCAUGUUUCGAAGUUAAUAUGGAUUUAGGUCGACCCAAAUGACACAAGUUCGACGGUUGAUUCAGAUGUCGAACUUAAUUAGUCAGACUCAAUUCAUUUCCACGAUGUUUAAUUAUCUAAAAUGCUUGCAAGUGAAAAUAAGUUAGUUAUUUGUGCAUUAGGUUCGGUACAUGAGAAGUUCGAUGUUUGAAACGAAGUCGCUCCACAUCCGAUAUUCCCAUGUGGGCCACUCGAUCUUAAUUCAUGGGUCGACUCAAACUAGACAUGUCGGAUUUUAUUUAUUCAAACGUCGAUCUCUUCAUGUACUUAAUUGAAGGAAUUAGGUUCGGUACAUGAAAAGUUCGACGUUUGAACCGGGCCCCGAGUCUUUUCUCUGCAUUUAUUUUAUUUUAUUUUUUCUUUUUACGUACAGGGGAAACGAACUUCUACCAAAUGUUGACGAUGAAAUUCAGAAUCCCCAGGCUUUUGAGACUGCAAUAAUGGUAGCCGAUUUUCUUUUCAACACACAUCGUUAUAUUCAUGCCAUCGACCUAUAUGAGGAGGUUAUAAGCCUUCUCAGUCUGUUCGCUUUUAAAACAGCAGAGUUGCCGGUAGGUCACUCCAAGAAAAAGUUUGAUGCUUAUGUCAGUGAUCUUUCUAAUAAGCUUAAAGCGACUAAAGAAAUUCUGCAAAGUGAACAUGACCAAGAGAAAGGGGCAUUCAAUGAGGUGCAAAGCAAAACGUUCUCAUCGAAUUUUCUAGAUGAUGGAUCAGGGAUAAAUGACGAAGAGGAGAGAAAAAUUGCGUUUUACGAAACACUUGGGUCUACAUUUUAUUCUAUGAGUCGUUAUCAUGCGUCCAUUUGGUAUUUUAAACAAGCAGCUGAAAUGAUCAAGGCUACUGGAAACAAGCUAGAAGAGCAAAGAAUCGACACGAAUCUGGCCAUUGUGUAUAACGCUGCCUGUCAGUAUGAUAAAGCGUUCAGUUUUCAAGAAAAGGCCCUUAAACUUAGUCAAGAAAAUGGAGACGUAGAAGGACAACUAGAAUGCUAUUGCAGUCUUGGUAGUUUAUGCAACGAUCGUGGUCAGUUUGACCGAGCAAUCAGUUAUUAUUCAAAAUGUCUUGGUCGCAACAACAAAAGGAGAGAGGCAAUGGCCCUGAACAGCAUUGGCAAUGUGUACCUUGCAAAUGGCCAGUACGCUGCCUCCAUUAGCCGCUAUGAGGAAAGCCUAGAAAUGAGACAAGAGGUUAAUGACACCACUGGAACAAGCAUCACCUACAACAACCUCAGCUGUGCGUAUUAUUGCAUGGGCAGAUAUGAAAUUGCUAUCCAGUAUCAGGAGCAGGCUUGCCAGAGAUUGCAAUCUACUGAAGCGAGAAAACUAUUGUCAGUUUCCUACAGCAACCUGGGCGGUUUGUAUCAAGCUCUCGGUAAGUACGAUUUGUCACUGGAGAAUUACAACAAAGGCCUCAACAUAAGAAAGGAACUUGGAGACAUUGCAGGAGAAUGUCGCGCCUACAGAGAAAUCAGUAGUGUUUACAAUGCCCUUGGUCAGCUUCGGGAAUCUCAGCUCUACUACGAGAAGGCAAACAAACUUGAGCGAGUGUUUUCAAACAAACCAAAGCAAGCCGCUCAGUCUGGGCAGUGGAUUGCGCAUAGAGAAAAGGGACUCGAGGUUAUUGAGGACAUUGGAGUUAAAAAAAGUGAACGCCUUAUUUUAUUUAAAAUAAACCUCUCUCACAUGUCCAGAGUUAAGUUCUACAGCGCCUCAGACCAGUUGGUUGGGGAAAUUGAAAGACACGAGAUUAGUCGAGAACCCCUUACUGAAGAGCUCAAGCUUCAGUUGGAUGAGCAAAGCCUUCUGCUCUACAAGACACUUGCCUUGAGACAAAUUGGCUGUGAAGAUUUCGCAGAUGCCUUGUUAACCUUGGAGAAUUCUCGUGCCCGCAUACUUGUGGAGUUGCUCAAUUUAAAGAAAGAUAAAAACCCGGGAGUUUCUUCAACAACGUUACACAGUUUAAACGCCACCUUUUCGUUUAUCGCAAAACGCGGAGAGAACCUAUUGUUUAUCGCCACAUUACAAGACAGCAUUUGUCUCUGGUUUAUUAACAGGCUUGGAAAUCUAACCUUUAAGUCCUACGUUGUGCCUGAGGAUCUAAAAUUGAAUUUCUCAUUGAUUAACUUUCUCCGUACAGGCUCAGUACAUUGUGAAGACAGAGCUUUAGCAAGCGAUGAUUCUGCAGACAGGCAGACAACCCCCCAAACUUCAUCGAAAAUGCCAGUGGAAGAAGGUCCUUCGGUGGCCAUGGUUUCUAAGCUUUUAGCUUGUCCACGUGAAGACGAUGAGCUGAGCUUUUUGCACCAGGUAAUCUUCGGCGUUGUUAAAGAACUUCCAGAUGACGAAGAGAUUAUUUUCGUUCCUGAAGGAGCCAUCUUUCGAUGUCCAUUUGCGUUACUGAGAAACACUAAUGACGAUUACCUAGCAGAUAAGGUGAGAAUGCGCGUCAUUCCGUCCAUUACAACACUCAAAAUCCUCCAAGAUUUGCCGAAGGAAUACCAUUCUAAUGUCGGAGCGCUGCUCGUGGGUGAUCCUUCCGUUCCCCUUCUUUCGCUACCACAAUUACCUGAUGCGUUAAAAGAAGUGAAAUUGAUAGCCAAUCUUCUUGGAGAGCAGGAGUCGUGUCUUACAGGCAAGGAGGCUACAAAAAGAGAAGUAUUGCGUAAAAUGCCAGAUGUCAGUUUGCUGCACUUCGCUACCCAUGGCCGCGAAGAAGAUGGAGCUAUCGCCCUUGCUGCCGAUGAUCAGGAUAUGUGCACCGAGGGAAGUUAUAUUCUAGCUGUAAACGAUGUAGCAGAAGUUACUGUAAGAGCCAAACUGGUAGUGCUCAGCAUCUGUCAUGGUGCCCGCGGAAGGAUCUGGAAUGCUGAAGGAGUUGUUGGAAUGGUUCGUGGCUUUCUUGUUUCUGGUGCCCGUUCAGUUCUCGCACCGUUAUGGACUAUUGAGGAUAAAGCUACCCUUGCCUUCAUGGAAAGCUUUUAUAAACACCUGAUUGACCAUAAUAUGAGUGCAAGUAGAGCUCUUCACCAAACCAUGAAAGACAUGAGGAACUCUGACAAGUUCAGCGAAGAAACGCACUGGGCUCCGUUUAUUCUUUAUGGAGAUGACGUAACGCUUGACUGGAACAAAACUACCGAUAAU